AUGGAUCGUAUCAAGUUUCACGUCAACGGCAUCCAACAAUCGGUUGGGUCUGAGGUCAGUUCAACGACCAGUCUUCUCGACUACCUACGGAAUACGCUCGAACUGCGAGGCACGAAAUACAUGUGCUUAGAAGCUGGCUGCGGAGCGUGCAUCGUUUCAGCUACCAAGGCCCACGGCGAAGUUCCUCAAGGUGUUAAUUCGUGCAUGGUAUCAGUAACAUCAUGUCAAGAUUGGGACAUUACGACUAUAGAGAAGGUUGGAAAUCGUUUGGAAGGCUACCACCCUGUGCAGAAGACACUGGCUGAAAACAACGGGACUCAAUGUGGGUACUGCUCUCCAGGAUGGGUUAUGGCUAUGUAUAGUCUUCUAAAAAGUAAAAAGAUGACAAUGCUUGAAAUCGAACAGUCAUUUGGUAGUAAUAUAUGCAGAUGCACUGGAUAUAGACCUAUCUUACAAGCCUUCAAGAAAUACGCCACAGACGCGACAAAUCCACAGGAACUUCCAGAUAUUGAAGAUUUAAAAAUAUGUGACAAAACUGGUGAAAUUUGCGAGAAACAAAAAUGUGAACACAGCGAUUGGUGUCUUGUUUCUAAAAACGAAGUGCACAAUGAAGUAAAAUGUAUCACAUUAUGCGACAAUAAAUUAUGGUAUAGAGUCCAUACUUUAGCUGAUAUAUUUAAUAUAUGGCACACAAGAGGCGUCGAAUCUUACAUGUUGGUUGCUGGGAAUACAGGAAAAGGUGCUUUUCCAGUAUUAGAAUACCCUAAAGUACUUAUAGAUAUAUCUGGAGUGCCAGAACUCAAAGGGUUUAUAAUAGAUCAGAACUUAAUCAUAGGAGGUGGAAACACGCUCACUGAGGUCAUGAGUAUUUUCACUGCCAUGUCGACGUACGAUUCUUUUGAUUAUUUGAAUGUUCUAAAUGAUCACUUGAAGUUAGUGGCUCACAUACCAGUGAGGAACAUAAUGCCAAGAUCCCAAAACGCCCAUGCUAUUGUAAAUGCUGGUUUUAAUUAUAAAAUAAACGAAGAGGGCGUAGUGGUGACUAGUACAAUAGUAUACGGAGGUCUGUCUCCCGUAUUUACCAGAGCUUGGAAAACUGAAACAUAUCUUAAUGGCAAACAUUUAUUUGAAAAUGAAACGCUACAAGGCGCAUUAAAAGUAUUAAAUAAAGAGCUCGUUGUUACGGAAGAGCUGCCGGAACCUCCUGUUGAGUAUAGGAGACAAAUGGCUUUGUCAUUAUUUUAUAAGGGUCUUCUUUCACUGUGUCCCCGGGACAAACUAAAUCGUCGCUAUCAGUCCGGAGCUGUAAAGAUACAUGAAACUCGACCGGUGUCGGACGGCAAACAGAUAUUUACAACUAAUCCAACUACGUGGCCUGUAAACAAACCUUUCCCGAAACUUGAUGCUUUAAUUCAAUGUGCUGGAGAAGCCAAAUAUACAGAAGACUUACCUUCUUUACCGGGCGAAGUAUUUGCGGCAUUUGUACUCUCAACUGUUGGCCGCGGUACAAUAGACAGUAUCGACCCGAGUGUUGCUUUAAAAGAACCAGGAGUUAUUGCUUUCUAUUCAGCCUCUGACAUACCCGGCACAAAUACUUAUACCCCACCAGUGGGUAUCUUUUAUGUUGUCGAUGAAGAAUUACUCUGCAAUGGAGACGUUAAAUACUAUAAUCAACCUAUUGGUAUUAUUGUUGCUGAGUCACAAAAGUUAGCUGAAAAAGCAGCUGCUUUAGUCAAAGUAAAAUACAGUAACGUCAGAACACCAGAAAUCGAUAUAAGAAAUACAAUAAAAGAUUCAACUAAAGUCACCUUGCUGAAAGCUUUCGAAGCUACUAAGAUAGGAACUGACGUCUCUAAAAUAAUAAAAGGCGAAAAUACAAUUUAUGGACAGUAUAAUUUUUGUGUGGAAACAUUGGUAUGUGUCACACAACCAACUGAACAAGGAUUAUUAGUGUAUGCUGCUAGUCAAUACAUAGACUUAGUACACAGAACCGUUUCCAAGCUUUUAAACAUUGAUCAGAGCAGGAUAGAUGUAUUCGUCAGACGUAUUGGAGGUGGAUACGGAUACAAAAUAUCCCGAGCUUCGCAAAUAUGUGGUGCGUGUAGUCUUGUGGCCUUCAAACUCAAUAGACCUUGUCGAUUUAUUCAGUCCCUCAAUCACAACAUGAGAGCUAUAGGAAAACGAACGCCUUCUGCUUCGAACUUUGAGAUAGGCGUCGAUAGAAAUGGAAAAAUACAGUAUUUAAAUCAUAGCUUAUAUAACGAUAAUGGAUAUGUUAUUAAUGAGCCUCUUAUGAUGUUCGGAGUUGAAUUGUAUUCAAAUGUUUAUAACAAUGAAGCUUGGAAUCAUAAGUCUUUUAAUACUGUCACUGAUACCCCUUCUAAUACUUGGGUUCGUUCACCUGGUACUUUGGAACAUAUAGCAAUGGCUGAGUCGUUAAUGGAACGAAUUGCAUAUGAAAUGAACUUGGACCCGCUCGAGGUUCGUCUAACUAAUCUAGACCUCGCUAAACAUGGUUCUGUUAAAGAAAUGUUAGAUACGUUGAUAGCUGAGUCACAAUACACAGAGAGAAAAGCUGCUGUAGAAAAAUUUAACACCGAUAAUAGAUGGAAGAAACGAGGGUUGCGAUUCUCAUUCCUUAGAUGGGAUCCAGUAGGUAGCAUGUACUUUCUUUUUUACGAUAUCACUUUGUCAGUUUAUAGAGAUGAUGGCACUGUUGCUAUCACUCAUGGAGGAAUUGAAAUGGGUCAAGGAAUCAAUACAAAAGCCAUCCAGAUAUGUGCAUAUUUUCUAAAAAUACCAGUAGAAAAAAUUCAAAUAAAACCUAAUGACACAAUGAACACGCCGAAUACCUACCCCUCCGGUGCUAGCAUAACUACACAAAACGUCGGAAUUGGAGUUCGAAAAUGCUGUGAAGAAUUACUGAGAAGAUUGGAACCGGUCAGAAGUCAAAUGGUUAAUCCAACGUGGGAGCAACUAACGAAAAAAGCAUUCGAAAUGGAUAUAGAUUUACAAGUUCAUAGCUUCGUUAAUACUGCUGAUGUACAAAUGUACAAUAUAUAUGGUGUAACAUUGGCUGAAGUUGAAAUAGACGUUCUGACAGGAGAGUGGGAAAUUAUAAGAGUUGAUUUAAUAGAAGACGUUGGACAAAGUGUCAACCCUGAACUGGAUGUUGGUCAAGUGGAAGGUGCGUUCAUCAUGGGAGUGGGUUACUGGACUACGGAACGGUUGGUCUAUGAAAGAAGUACUGGAGAACUGCGGACUAAUCGUACUUGGGAUUAUUGGGUUCCGCAAGCAAGAGACAUUCCACAGGAUUUCAGAAUAUACUUCAGAAAGCUAUCCUACAGCACUGAAGUAAUCCUUGGUGCUAAAGCAAGCGGUGAACCAGCAACGUGUAUGGGCAUAGUAGUAGCUUUCGCAAUGCGAGCAGCUAUAGCAGCUGCAAGGUCUGAAUCUGGUUUUCCUUCUACUGAAUGGUUCCAGAUAGAUGGUCCAUACACCGUGGAUAAAAUUGCCUUUUACUGCAAGAAUAAGCUGGAAGAUUUUAAAUUCUAUUAA
Messenger RNA from Melitaea cinxia (Glanville fritillary), 3558 nucleotides. RefSeq names its product xanthine dehydrogenase-like. Gene Ontology annotation, molecular function: oxidoreductase activity; iron ion binding; 2 iron, 2 sulfur cluster binding. The record is from RefSeq and is a predicted model, not a curated record. NCBI's taxonomy places the organism in Eukaryota, Metazoa, Arthropoda, Insecta, Lepidoptera, Nymphalidae.